Lithohypha guttulata is the source of this 1050-nucleotide messenger RNA. It is a transcript of the gene HAP5, whose product is annotated as Transcriptional activator hap5. Bases 1 to 1050 code for a protein of 349 amino acids. Lineage: Eukaryota; Fungi; Ascomycota; Eurotiomycetes; Chaetothyriales; Trichomeriaceae. Gene Ontology annotation, cellular component: nucleus; CCAAT-binding factor complex. Gene Ontology annotation, biological process: regulation of transcription by RNA polymerase II. The transcript is spliced from 4 exons. The record is from RefSeq and is a predicted model, not a curated record. Gene Ontology annotation, molecular function: DNA-binding transcription activator activity, RNA polymerase II-specific; protein heterodimerization activity; RNA polymerase II cis-regulatory region sequence-specific DNA binding.
AUGGAACAGCAACAGCCAGGCUCGAAUCCACAGAACCCCAGAAGCCAACAGCAGCCAUUGUAUGACAUCUCACAAGGUGGACAUUAUGUGCUGCGGUACGUUAGAUCCCACGAUCUGUUUGGUGCAAGCCAUGCAAUCGAAACUAUGACCCUGGAUCCUCCUCAAAUCUGCGACCUUACUAUUGACCCUAAACUACAAGACGGACCGAGAUCAGAAGAGGAAGACUCGAAUAACGUGGAAGACCGCACUCUAUCAGCCCAAGGAUAUGUACCUCACACAGAGCUGUACUCUGGACUCUGGCAGAACAUCAACCAGGGCUUGACAGGCACUUCUCGUGAGAUCCUCGCGACCUAUUGGCAGCAAACCAUCAACCAUCUCGAGACCGAAAAUCAUGAUUUCAAAAUCCACCAGUUGCCACUUGCGCGUAUCAAGAAGGUCAUGAAGGCCGAUCCCGAGGUGAAGAUGAUUUCCGCCGAAGCCCCAAUCCUGUUUGCGAAGGGAUGCGACAUCUUCAUCACCGAGCUUACCAUGAGAGCCUGGAUCCAUGCAGAAGACAACAAAAGGAGGACACUACAACGCAGCGAUAUUGCCGCUGCUUUAGCCAAGAGUGACAUGUUUGAUUUUCUGAUCGACAUUGUGCCACGUGAAGACGCCGGCACUCACAGCUCCAAGAGGCCAACCACUUCUGGUGGUCAGCAACCAGCUCAGCAAGUGUCUCAGCAGCAACCUCCUCCACAACAAAUGCCAGACUAUGGAAGUAUGCAGCAUGGCGGCAUGCCUCCACCAGACAGUCAAUAUCGUCCAACCUCAAUCUAUGGUGCUCAGCUGGGUGGUGAUGGUCAUCCCGAUCCCAACCAAGGAUAUCCUCCACCAGGUGCACCAAUGUUUGCGGACCAGGGUAUGUACAAUCCAUAUGCAGCUCAAAGCCAAUUCGGAGGUGGUCAGUCAAUGUAUCCAUCCAUGCAACAACAAAGACCACAGUCUCAGGGCUAUUCUGGUAGGCCAAGAACUGCAGGUGGCGACGAUCCUCAAGAGUAUGGUCCUGGCUAG